Dromiciops gliroides (monito del monte) is the source of this 7746-nucleotide messenger RNA. It is a transcript of the gene SNX19, whose product is annotated as sorting nexin 19. Gene Ontology annotation, molecular function: phosphatidylinositol binding. Bases 372 to 3344 code for a protein of 990 amino acids. Gene Ontology annotation, cellular component: intracellular membrane-bounded organelle; early endosome membrane. NCBI's taxonomy places the organism in Eukaryota, Metazoa, Chordata, Mammalia, Microbiotheria, Microbiotheriidae. The transcript has 12 exons. The record is from RefSeq and is a predicted model, not a curated record.
UGCCUUCCUCUCCCAGCCUGCACCUCUCCCCGCCGCAGCUGAUGUGGUCCAGGAAGCUGCGUGAGCCGUCUCCGGAGCUGACUGCGUGAGAUGUUUCUGGAAGAGAGACCCCAGGGCAAAGGGUCCUGACCACUAAGCAAGCACUCUCUGCUGGCCAUCCAUCCGUUCCCCUUGCUGGUGCCUGAGCCCAUCCUGAUCAGGGAGUAUCCCAGUUGAGAUGCUGGAUUCACUUUCCCUCCUAAAUCCCCUACUCUGCUGCCUGUGGUAGCAUCUCCAGGAUUCAUGAGCCCCUGGGAGGACCUGGUAGCUUCAGGGGACCAGACAGAGGGAGAAGAGGCAGCUGUAUCCCUUUCGCAAUAAAAACAGAGAAGAUGCACCCAUCCCAGGGGGCCUUGGCUGGGUCCAGCCUGAAUCACCUGUUGGGGAACCGGAAGCUGAUGGCCAUGGGAGCUAUGCUGGGAUGGCUGCUGAUGGUCCACCUCCUGGUCAAUGUGUGGCUACUAUGCCUCCUCUCAGUAUUGCUGGUAGCACUGGGAGGCUGGGUGGGCUCCCAGGCCAUGACGGGGGUCACUGGCCGACUGCACUUAGAGCGCUUCAUCACAUUGCCAAGUUGCCCUACCAGCCCUGAGGCUGAAAGCCAGCUGGACCAGGAGAUCGACCGCACCAUUCAGAAGAUCAUCCGGGACUUUGUGUCUUCCUGGUACCACACAGUAAGUAAUGAGCCGGCCUUCGAGGAGGAGGUCCGGGCAGCAAUGACAGGCAUGGCCCAGGAGCUCAGGAGAAGGAUGGGAAUGGUGGACAGGCAAGCUCUAACACAGAGGGUUCUGAUGCUCUGUGGCUGCCACCUGCAGAACUACAUUAAGGCGAAGGAGGCCACAGGGAGGCUAGGUACCCAAGUUGAGCCAUCUCAACUUUGGGAAGCGUACUGUCAAGCUACUGCCUCCCACCCCGCUGUGCAGAGCCCCAGUACAGAGGUGAGCUAUGCCCGGGGCAUUGUGGAUCUGAUACUCCAGGGCCUGGCACCCAAGCCCCAUCUGGAGACCAGGACAGGGCGCUAUGUGGUGGUGGAGCUCAUCACAUGCAAUGUGCUUCUGCCACUGAUUAGCAAGAUGUCUGAUCCAGAUUGGAUCCACCUUGUACUAGUUGGCAUCUUUUCCAAGGCCAAAGCAGGCACAACUGAAGAGGCCAAGUCAGACUGCCCGGCAAAACAACCCAGUCAGCCCCUGGUACCCAGGUCCUUGCCACUGACUAUUCCAGUAGAAAAGCUGCCUGAGGUGAGAAGUCCUUCUCCAGCAGGAGGCUUGACCUUCCCAAACCACAGUGGGCCGGAAGGGCCAGGGGGCUACUCUCCAGAGGUGGAAGAGGGCCGAGAGGCUCUAGAAGGGGACCUGAGUAUGGAGUCAGAGGGCAGAAAGCCUGGAAAUAGUGCGUCCCACUUCCUGCAGCCAGAUACCCGUGGCCCCCUCUUCUUGUGUGAAGACUCAGAACUGGAUUCACCACUUUCCGACCUGGGCAAGGACACAGAUCCUAUCAUGCUCAUGACUCCCAGCGACUUCCUCACUGACAGGCUUCAGGAUGCCCUAACCGCCCUGGAGGGUGGCACAGACGCUCUGGAGCCAGAGGAAGGAGAGGGAGCUGAAGGUACAGAGACUGAGGCAGACGCAGGCUUGUUGGCCUCCAUGCUCAAGCCCUGCCCAGAAAUCCAGAUCAACUCAGCAGAGAAAGGCAAGGAGCAAGAAGACCUCACCUCCCUGACAACUCUGCUGGAAGGGCCAGAGAGGACCUGUCUCACUCGGCCGUCGUGCCUUGAGAAGGAUCUGGCGAAGGAUGUCAAUCCCCUGGACCCCAGCCUACCCCAGGUUUUGCUCUCCUCCUCUCCAACAGGUCCCCUAAGCUCGGCCACCUUCAGCUUUGAGCCCCUCAGCAGCCCCGAUGGUCCAGUGGUCAUUCAAAACCUACGGAUCACUGGAACCAUCACCGCCCGGGAGCACAGCGGGACCAGUUUCCACCCCUAUACUCUCUACACAGUGAAGUAUGAGACAGCCCUUGACAGUGAAAACAGCAGUGGCCUUCAGCAGGUGGCCUACCAUACUGUGAACCGUCGCUACCGGGAGUUCCUAAACCUACAGACCAGGCUAGAGGAGAAGCCGGACCUACGCAAGUUCAUCAAAAACGUGAAGGGUCCCAAGAAGCUCUUUCCUGAUCUUCCGUUUGGAAAUAUGGACAGUGACAGGGUAGAAGCCCGUAAGAGUCUUCUGGAAUCAUUCCUGAAGCAACUAUGUGCCAUCCCCGAGAUUGCCAACAGUGAAGAAGUACAGGAGUUCCUGGCUCUCAACACAGAUGCUCGAAUAGCCUUUGUCAAGAAACCUUUCAUGGUCUCGAGAAUAGAUAAGAUGGUAGUGAGUGCCAUAGUAGAUACCUUAAAGACUGCAUUUCCUCGCUCGGAGCCCCAGAGCCCUACAGAAGAUCUGAGUGAAGCAGAGACAGAUGGCAAGCCUCAGACAGAGGGCAAGAAGGCCAAUAAGUCUAGACUCAGGUUCCCGUCUAGCAAAAUCGCUCCUGUAUUGAAUGUGGCGGAGUCACAUGAGAAGGUCCUAUAUUGCCUCCGGGAAAGUAACGUGGAGUCAGACAUCCUGUCGAUUUCUGGGAUGGAGUCAUUCCUUGUAAAGCAGAGCAAGUUCCUGGAAAUACAGGCAGAAGAAGCCUUGGAAAAGGAUUGUGAGCAGACCCCCAAAGAAUGUACAGAUGACUGCAGUGAGAGCCCCUCAGAUGAUGCUGCUUCACCCCUGGAUGGGAGCAGUGACCAAGAGUCAGAGACAGCAUUAGCUGACACAGCCCUGGACCUUCUCCUCUUGCUAAUGAUGGAACAAUGGAAAUGGCUAUGCACUGAAAAUAUGCAGAAAGCCCUUCAUCUUCUCUUUGGGACCCUGAUACAAAGGUGGCUAGAGGUACAGGUAGCUAAUCUGACAUGUCCCCAGCGAUGGGUCCAAUAUCUCCGGCUCCUGCAGGAGUCCAUCUGGCCAGGGGGCAUGCUGCCAGUGCUGCCGAAGCCAUUGAGAACACAGAAACAGAAGGAGGCUACUGAGGAGCAAGCUCUGCAAAGCCUGAUGGGAGUCCUGCCAGACUUGGUGGUGGAAAUCCUUGGAGCGAGCAAGUGCCGCCUGAGCUGGAGUUUGGUUCUGGAGUCUCUGCAGCAGCCCCUCAUCAACAGGCACUUAAUUUAUUGCCUCUGGGACAUCAUCCUGGAGUGCCUGGAUCUCAGUGCCUCUGCUGAGGAGUCUGCCACAACCACCCCUGCUCCAGACACACCAAGUAAUCCCAGGAGGAUGGGGGUCUCCCCCUGAUUGCUGAGCACUCCUCACAAAUAUUCUGGAUAGGACUAGAGAAAGGAGAAUGAGUUUCCAAGUGGUAAUGUUCAAGAUAUCCCAGCUCCCUGGGAACCAGGAUGUGAAAUCUAUGCUCUCAGCACUUAUAUGGUGAAAGCAAUAGUGAUUGAGAAAGCCUUGUGGCAUAGCUGCUGUCCCCAGGAACCAGUUCUAUUAUUGACAAAUGAUCACCCAAGUUUGCAAUUAGGGAUGAAUGUGCCACCUGCAUGCCCACCCAUUUCCACAGUUCUUCCAUCUCCCUUGGGUUUCUAGUAGUGGGUGGGGCCUUAUUUCUUCAGAAAAAAUACUGGGAAGAAGAGGUAGAAUCAUACAUUGCAUCCCAUCCCUUUCUUUGUCAAUCCCUACCAUGCAAGCUUGACACCUAUCACUUGGCCCUGCGCAACUCCUUUGCAACAUGGAGUCUGGGAAAAGCAGAGGAAAACUACUGCCAGGCCCUCUUAGAGAAGAGAGUGUGUGUGUCUCUGGAACUUCCCUUCCUCCUGAAAGAAAAUGAAACUCAGGACAAGGCCAUCGAGUAGCAAGGAAAGUGUAUUCAGUUGUUCCACUUGGUUUCUUCUCUCACCUUAGGAGAGGAGAGAGGGAAGGCCUUUUGAUUCACUGCUACUGGCUCCUUGACCAUGUCCUCCUGCAUCAGCCUUAUAAGAGAAGACACUGGAUCACCUCCUUGGACAGCAUCAUUCUCUCUGUCCUGAACUUCUGGUGAAUCCUCUCAGGGGUCCUCCCUUCUCCUCUCACAUUCUUCCUGGUAGAACCUACCCUUCAACUUUUUUUUUUGUUCAUUCCCGUCUCUCCUCAAAAUUUGAAGUUCCAUCUCCCUGAACCAGAGGCUUGGGAAGAAGGGAGUCUGCAACUCCAACUUUCUGGGCCAGCACCUAGGGUGGAGAAAGGAAAAUCUUGCCCAAAGUCAAGGAAAUCUAUAUCCUCCUUAUCCUGACACAUUUAAGGAGCUAGAACCAAGGGUUUAUGGGACUCUAUCUUAACCCACUCUAAAGGGUACGCAUCAGAACGCAAGACAUUAGGGACCUAUUUGAUUACAUCGCAAAAGCUUGUUCUCUUCUUGUCCACAGAUGAGGAAAUAGAUGUGACCUAUGAGGUCUAUUUCCUUUAAUUAAAUAAAAGAUGCUAUGGCAGGCUACAAUAUGUCAAGAAGAAGAAAUGAGUGAAAAAAGAAAGAAAUGGAGAAGAGAAAGGAAGCAAAGGGAAAAAAAUCACAAAGGGAAAAAAUUAGAGAUCUGCAAUUUAGAAGGGAACUCCAAGGUGAUCUGUUCCAACCCCCUGAUUUUAUAGAUGAGGAAAUGGAAGUGACCUAUCCAAGGUCACCCAGGUAGGAAGAGGCAGCAGUAGGAUAAGGAGUGAGCAACCAAUGGAGGGAAGAGGGAAUGAUAAAGCCAAAGCAGUAGGAAAAUAUCACCCUGCCCCCUUAGCUUCACUCGUGCCCGCUGGCAUUCCUGCAUCCAUCAGAUGAGUGGAAAACAACUUUCUUCUUUAUUAUCUGUAAGAUCAUCUAACUUGGCUACGUCUUAGGAGCUUAGCCUGAGAAGGACAUGAAAGGACAUGAACACAUAUUAAAGUUCUUAUGGAAGAGGUAUUGCACAGGGAAGUGGGAGGCCGUGGAAUCUCCUUUGGUGGAUGUUUCAAACCACCCAUUGGAUUUUUGAGCUGACUGGAAUUAUUUGUAGAUGAAACUUUGCCUGAAGUCAAGGAGGCUACAUGAGAUAACUCCAGUGCCCUUCACACGGUGGGCACUUAAUAAAGGCUGAUGCAGUGUAUUUGAGCUAAGGUCCUUUCCAGGGGUGCUGGGCUUUCUCCAUCUCCUCAGGGCCUCUCCCACCCAAAUCUAUCUCAUUGAGAGGCAGCUGUAGCUGAUUCCUUGGUAAGCAUCUAUAGGGGUCUGGGAUGGUCACGGGCACUCAUCCUGACUCCCUGGAGCAUCUCUGACACCCCUUUCACCGGGAAGCCAACGUCGCUGCUUUGGAAAGUUGGAGGUGUCCCCAUCUUCUGCUUUUCCCUUUGACACAGGCUCUUGGCCACCUGUCCUCUUACCACGCUUCUCUGGGCAGCCAGCCACAGGUUGGGUGCAUGUCAAAUGACUAGUUCCAGCUUACACGUGGCACAAAAUCAAUAAAUAACUGGACAGACCAUAAAUUGCCUGUGGUUGUAAAUUCCUAAGAAUCUUAAGUUGCUUCCAGGGCUGGGGAGGGCUUCCUUGGGUUCCACCUUACAUAAGAAAGGCCUGCCUCCUCUCCACCUGCCCCAGAGAGACACACUGUCCUUGGGCCCACUCUCUGCCCGGGAGGCAAAUGAAUGGUAGUGAUGAGGGGAAAAGUCCAUGGGGACUCUCAAACAAACCAGCCAGGUUUCAGGGAGCAAGUUCAGGCAGCAUGGGAAGUCUUGUACCUGGGAGAGAUGCCACAAAUAUGUGGAGCAGACCAGUCCAACUUGGAAUCUGUCUUGCCUUGUACUGUUUUUUUAUUAUUAUUUAUUGUUCACUGCUGGGAAUUAUGUUGCAGAAGAGUAGGAACUGGGGAAAUCACCCCAAUCCUAGACCAUAGGAUUUAGAACUAGAAGGGACCUCAAUAGUCAUCUGGUCCAAUCCUCCAGUUUUAUAGAGGAAGGAACUAAGGCCCAGAGUAAUCAAGUGACCCAAGGUCUCAUUCCCAUUCAUUAAUUUAUUUUUUAAAAAACUGAGCACCUCACGUGCUCAGGGAAGCUUUUUCUAGGCCUGGAAAUAUGUAAAGAAUUGUGGGAAAUGCAAAGAUGAAGACACUACAAAGGAUAAUCACCACUACCACCACUUAUCUCCUAUUCCUAUUCCCACCCCUGGUUCUCCCUGCUGUGGAAUGGAACACAGCUGCUGAUAAGGAUGGGGUAUGGUAGAAAGAGUAAUGAACUUGGAGUCAUGGGGCCUGGGUUCAAAUCCUAGCUCAACUACUUACUAACUACCUUGGACAAGUCAUUCACCUCACUGGGCCUCAAUUGCCUUUUCUAUAAAAGGAAGGCAUUGGACUAGAUAACUCAUAAGUUUCUGUCUAGUCCAAAUCUAUGAUACAAUAACUUUAUUAUUGUUUAGUUGUUUUCAGCCAUGUUCAACUCUUUGUGACUCCAUCUGGGGCUUUCUUGGCAAAGAUAUUGAAGUAGUUUGCCAUUUCCUUCUCUGGCUCAUUUUACAGAUGAGGAACUAAGACAAUUGGGGUUAAGUGACUCACCCAGGGUCACACAUCUAGUACAGUGUCUGAAGCCAGAUUUGAAUGUAGGAAAAUUAGUCUUCCUGGUCCCAAGCUCGGUUCACUAUCUACUAUCCCACCUAGCCAGCACAUCCAUUAGCUAGGUUUCAUUGUUUCUUCCUCUCCGGGUCCCAUUUUUUCAUCAUGGUCUUUAGCUAUGUCUCCAUGACCCUCAGCCCUAUUCCUAACCUCUGCCUCACUGAUUCCUACUCCAACCACCCAUCGCUUUAUCAGUGAGGAGCAAGAGAUGUGUUACCCUAGGGAAAUACAUUACAUCUAAUUUGUCAUCUGAGCAUUCUGAAAUUCAGGGGAUCCCUCAAAAACUGUGUUGUUUCCCCAGGGCUGCUACACAAAAGAGUAUGGUAUAUUUUCACCGUGCAAGCAAAGGCAAGAAUAGUAGCUAACCCUGUUGGAUGCAGAAGGGAACAGGAGCUAAUGACAGAGAGGUAUUUGGAGAGGGAAUAGGGACUAAGUUUGAAGCUCAAGAUCUGACUGUGUGAGCAUAGCCAUGUCUUGUCCCCUGCACUUUCUUUAUAUCUGAGAUACUAAAAGACAUGGUAAACUGCUUGCUCCCACGAGCUCCAUGAAAAGGCAAAAGGAGUCACCAACAGCUGGGUCUUAGACAGUAACUGUCAACAUUUGCUUUGGAUUGGUAAAGAGCAGAGCGGGGGACACCACUGCUCAUACUAAUGACAGGGAUUCCAUAGAUAUUGGAAUCAAUUUAUCCAUUAUCCCAGAGCCCAAGCUCCUUCUUUAACACCUGAAUUCUGCCCUGGCCAAUAAGAAAGUACCCAUAUGCCCAGGAGAAGGGUUUGGAAUUAUUCUACUCCAGUGACAGGUAGAAAAGGUCAAAGUGUAUUUAUUGCUGUUGCCCAGCAGAUCCUGACAUCCAAGGUGGCAGCUUCACUUUGAAAUAUUCUCCUUUUCCAGUCCUUGGUUCAUGAUGCCAACUCAGGCAUCUCUAACCUGGCAGUAUUCUAACUCUACUUCCCUGGAUGGGAUGACGAUGAGGAUGCAGAGAGGGGAAGGAGGCAACAAUAUGACCUUACCAGCACUUCCAAAUUGGGUCUCUCUAAUUUUUUGAUUCCAACAAUACUCACUUGAGAUUCUGUUUAAUAAAUCAUCUGAAUGCUUCA